This is a messenger RNA of Metarhizium album ARSEF 1941, 1506 nucleotides long. Its product is annotated as xaa-pro dipeptidase app. Lineage: Eukaryota; Fungi; Ascomycota; Sordariomycetes; Hypocreales; Clavicipitaceae. The record is from RefSeq and is a predicted model, not a curated record. The coding region runs from base 1 to 1506 and encodes 501 amino acids. The transcript is spliced from 2 exons. Gene Ontology annotation, molecular function: metalloaminopeptidase activity; manganese ion binding. Gene Ontology annotation, cellular component: mitochondrion.
AUGAAGUUCCCGCCAUCAUCAUUCCGGAGCUCUCUUCCUCCACGCAACGCCUUGUCCACGCGGGCUCCACGGCUUGCAAAGAGCGGCAUUACAAACAGCCCACCACUUCGAGCGACCUUUGCAGCAAACGAGCGAAUAAUCAGAUCCUACAGCGCAGCUACCGUGCCUGCCGCUGACCUGAAGUUUGGCCAGCCUGUCUACGAGACUCAUCCCCACAUUCUCAAAGCCGGCGAACUCACGCCUGGCAUUACAGCCCAAGAAUAUGCCGAUCGAAGGGCAGCCCUCGCCAAUUCCAUGUCGGAGGGAGGCGUGGCAGUGCUUCACGCUGCCUCCCUCCAAUACAAAUCUGGCGCUGUUUUCCAUCCUUACAGACAAGAGUCGAACUUUUUCUGGCUAACAGGAUGGGAGGAGGACGACGCUGUUGCCGUCAUUGAAAAGACGGGCCCCGACUCGGGCGACUACAGCUUCAGCAUGUUUGUCAAGCGUAAAGAUCCCAAGGAGGAACAGUGGAACGGCUAUCGGAACGGCGUCGAAGCGGCAAAGGACGUUUUCAACGCGGACGCAGCCUACUCAAUAGACGGCGUAGACAGCCUCUUGCCAGAUAUACUUCGGUCCGCCAAGGCCGUAUAUGCCGACGCUCAACCCGUCCGCGACGCAGGCAGAGGUUCCUUGUGGAGAUUUCUUUCUAGUAAAGACUCAUCGCAUCCCCCUAGGACGCCACUGUAUCCCGUGAUGAACAAGCUGCGCGUGGUGAAGAGCGCCGCUGAAGUAGCCAAUAUGCGCAAGGCAGGCCAGAUUUCUGGGCGAGCAAUCACCGCGGCCAUGAGACACGGCUGGAGGAAGGAAAAGGACCUCCAUGCUUUCCUGGACUACCAGUUCAUCGUCAACGGCUGCGACGGCCCCGCGUAUAUCCCCGUCGUUGCGGGCGGCGAACGCGCCAACUGUAUCCACUACACUGUCAAUAACAACACGUUUAAAGAAGGCGAGUUGGUGCUUGUCGAUGCGGGCGGCGAGUACGGCACCUACAUCACCGACAUUUCGCGGACGUGGCCUGUAUCCGGCAAGUUUAGUGCAGCGCAGCGCGACCUCUACGAGGCCGUCCUCAAGGUCCAGCGCACCAGCGUCUCAUUGUGCCGCGAAAGCGCCCGGUUAUCGCUCGAGGAAAUUCACGGCAUCACUGCGCGCGGCCUCGUCGACCAGCUCAGGGGCAUCGGGUUCGAUGUGUCCAUUCACAAUAUCGACCAGCUGUUCCCCCACCACGUCGGCCACUACAUCGGUCUCGACGUCCAUGACUGCCCCGGCUUUAGUCGGCGAGAGGUUCUCAAACGUGGCCAAUGUGUCACCAUCGAGCCAGGCGUUUAUGUGCCACGCGACGAGAGGUGGCCAAAGCACUUCCAUGGCAUGGGAAUUCGCAUCGAGGAUAGUAUAUGCGUUGACAAUGAUUCGCCAUUCAUCCUGACGACGGAGGCCGUGAAAGAGGUGGAUGACAUUGAGGCGUUGAGAUGA